Racocetra persica is the source of this 897-nucleotide messenger RNA. Lineage: Eukaryota; Fungi; Glomeromycota; Glomeromycetes; Diversisporales; Gigasporaceae. The record is from the annotation of a GenBank genome assembly.
GAGAAUGCUGAACUCAAGGCUAGAAUUGAGGAGUUGGAGAAAAAUAAGGCAGAUUCUUCAGCCGAGAAUAUUAGGCAUGAUGUAAUUGCCAAGCUUAAGGCCAAAGUAGUGAAACUAAGGGAUAACAAUGAGGGGAGCAUUCAGCAAGCAUCUCUUAACCAAGAUCAAGAAUCUGAUACUGAGUGCUCUACUUCUGAAAAGAUACCAGAGGUAUCAAAUCCCAUGACUGAAAUUUCGGCCAGGUCUCAAAAAUGUAUUCUUAGUUCUUCUAAUAAUAUAUUAUCACAACAAAGCCAAAUUUCUUCUACAGUACCACUGCUUACUUUAGCUCAAUUAUUUGAUAAAGCGACUGAUGCUGAAUAUGGUACAAUUCAUACGAAUCAGGAAGAAAUAUUGUGCUGGUGCUACUAUGGAAAAAAAUUUAUAACUCAAGUUAAUGAAGUUACCAAAGGUAACAAAAUUGGUGAGAAAAAAGCGAAAGGAAUUAUCUAUGAUAAAAUGUUAGAGGAUCUUUCUAUUCUCCGUAAAAAGAGAUCUGAAGAAACAGAAGACGAGUCACCAACUCCUGAAAUUUCAGCCAAGGGUUCCUGCCAAAAUUCAGCUAAGGUAAGCGAAUUAAUCGCACCUAUUCCUAUUAUACAUGGCUCUAAUUCUUUAGGUAAUUCAUCAUUCACACCUCAAAUCGCUCUAGCUAAGAUAGUUGAUGAUAGUGAUUGUAGCCACGACAAUGAUUCUGAAGAAGAGAGGCUAGAUGAAUCAGAUGAUGAUAGAUAUAAUGGGUAUGAUAGAUAUGAUGAAUAUGGUGGAUGUGAUAGAGGCUAUUAUUAUCAUGAUGGAAGAUACGAAAGAAAAAGCUCACCAAUGAUGAGUCCUAUUAUCUCACCAGUAACCACCUAA